AUGUCGACACCAUACGAGAAGGACAUCCCGGCCCAUGCCGAGGACAUUGACACUGAGAAGGGCUCCGUCGCCAACAUGAAGCCCCGCACCGGUGACAUGGCCCUUGCCCUCGUUGGCAACGAACGCAUCGACCUCACCCAGGAGGACAACGACCGCAUUCGUCGCAAGACCGACAAGUACAUCCUGUCGAUGCUCAUUUGGGUCUACUUUUUGCAGAUUCUCGACAAGUCGGUCCUCGGUGUCGGCAAUGUCUGGGGCCUGAGCACCGACACCCACCUCGUUGGCACUCAAUACAACAGUGUCAGCAUCAUCUCCGCCGCUGCCCAGCUCUGCUGGAUGCCCAUGAGCAGUUACCUCAUUGUUCGCGUUCCAUCUCGCCACCUCAUGGCUAUCCUCUGUUUCGGUUGGGGUGCCGCCCAGGCAUGCAUGGCCGCCUGCACCAACUUUAGCGGCCUCAUGGCCUGCCGCUUCUUCCUGGGACUUUUCGAGGCCGGCUGCCUUCCCCUCUUCUCCAUCCUCACCGCCCAGUGGUACCGUCGCUCGGAGCAGCCUGUUCGUGUCGCGGCCUGGUACUCGACCAACGGUCUCGCCACCAUCGCCGCCGCCUUCCUCUCGUGGGCCCUGGGUCACAUUAAGAGCGACCACAUCCACGCGUGGCAGAUCAUCUUCAUGGUCGUUGGCUGCAUUACCUGCAUCUCUGCCCCCAUUGUGUGGUGGAUCAUCGACUCGGACAUUCCCACCGCCCGCUUCCUGGACGAGCACGAGAAGGCCCAGGCCGUCGAGCGUCUUCGCGCCAACCAGACCGGUACCGGAAGCCACGAGUUCAAGUGGCAGCAGGUUUACGAGGUCUUCUACGACCCCAAGUCGUACCUCUGGGUCGCCAUGUCGCUCCUCCUCAACGUCGGCGCCAGUGUCUCCAACGCUCUUGGCCCCACUCUCAUCAAGGGAAUGGGCUUUGACACCUACGUCACCACUCUCCUCAACAUGCCCUUUGGUGUCCUCCAGUUCAUCUGCAUUCUUGCCGCUUCGUACGCCGCCCAGGCAUGGCGCAUCAAGUCGGGCGUCCUCGCCAUCUUCGUCGUUCCCGUCGUUGUCGGUCUCGCCCUCCUCUACUCGGAGGGUCUCAAGGGUGACGCCUACAAGCAGGGCCCCGCUCUCGCUGGCUACUACCUGCUCUCGUUCCUCUUCGGCUGCAACCCUCUCAUUGUCUCGUGGAUGAUUAGUUGCACCGCUGGUCAGACCAAGAAGUCGGUCAUCAUGUCCCUCUACAACGCUGGCUCGAGCGCCGGCAACAUUAUCGGCCCCAUGCUCUUCCCCUCGUCCCAGAGCCCCCACUACGUUCCCGGUAUCCGCACAGUCCUUGCCAUCUUCUGUGCCCUCCUUGCCGUCGUCGGUAUCCAGGUUGUUGUCCUCCACGCUCUCAACAAGGUUCGCCAGAACCAGCGUGUCAAGAACGGCAAGCCCAGGUUCAUCAAGGACACCUCGAUGGAGAGCAAGUAUGUUGCCUUUGGCGAGGGCAACGAGGACACUACCGAUGCUGCUCCUACCGCUGAGGGCGAGGCGCCCGUCGCCCGCGUCAUGCUUGGCCAGAACGCCCUGCUCGACCUUACCGACUACGAGAACGACGAGAUGAUCUACACCUACUAG
Molecule: messenger RNA, 1647 nt
Organism: Apiotrichum porosum
Lineage: Eukaryota; Fungi; Basidiomycota; Tremellomycetes; Trichosporonales; Trichosporonaceae
Exons: 2
Coding region: 1-1647 (548 amino acids)
Biological process (GO): transmembrane transport
Cellular component (GO): membrane
Molecular function (GO): transmembrane transporter activity
Source: RefSeq, a predicted model, not a curated record